AUGUCCUACACAAGAAAUCGCAGCACAAAAGACACACACAAUGCACGCGACAAGGAAUUCGUGUUGGUCCAAUCACAAGCAGAUGCCGCUACCAGCGGUCUACGCAUCAUGAUUGGUCAAACACCCCCAAGGCCUAGGCCGUGUCUUCUCCAGCGCGUAUUGGGCGCGCAACUUUCGCAGGUUGUAAAGAAAGAAUUAAGAAUAACAACACCAAGGGGAUCUCCUCCCGGCGCGUCGGGCUCCCACCCGGAGUCAGCCAAUAGCGCCGCCAGUCUGGAUGAAAGACCACAUCCGUCCAGUGAUUGGUUGGCGACCUUGUUUUCCCAACCCUGA
This is a messenger RNA of Pyricularia grisea, 333 nucleotides long. RefSeq lists its product as uncharacterized. The transcript is spliced from 3 exons. The record is from RefSeq and is a predicted model, not a curated record. The coding region runs from base 1 to 333 and encodes 110 amino acids. NCBI's taxonomy places the organism in Eukaryota, Fungi, Ascomycota, Sordariomycetes, Magnaporthales, Pyriculariaceae.